UUUUGACAAUUUACUCGCAAGUCGCAUGCUUCGUCUUUUUAUUCUUAUUUGUUAGGCGGGAGGGAAAGAUCUCGCCUUUAAGCCCAAAGCUCUGAUUUUCUCAAAGUUCUCGAUCUCUGAUUCUCUCCUAACUCCUAAAGAGGUUUAUUGCAGAGGGGGGGUGUGUGUAUUAUAGAAGAAGAUGGGAUAUAUAGGGGCUCAUGGUGUCGCUGCGCUUCAUAGAUACAAAUACAGUGGAGUGGAUCAUUCAUACGUUGCAAAAUAUGUUCUGCAACCCUUUUGGACUCGAUUCGUUAACUUUUUCCCACUUUGGAUGCCACCAAAUAUGAUUACCCUUACAGGAUUCAUGUUCUUGGUCAUAUCCACAUUCCUUGGUUAUAUAUAUUCACCACAUUUGGAUUCACCUCCACCAAGAUGGGUGAACUUUGCACAUGGCUUGCUGCUCUUCUUAUACCAGACCUUUGAUGCUGUAGAUGGGAAGCAAGCAAGACGGACAUCUUCCUCUAGCCCAUUGGGGGAGCUUUUUGAUCAUGGAUGUGAUGCACUUGCCUGCACACUUGAAGCCUUGGCCUUUGGAAGUACUGCUAUGUGUGGAAGGACUACUUUUUGGUUCUGGGUGAUUUCUGCAGUUCUGUUUUAUUGUGCAACAUGGGAGCACUUUUUCACCAAUACCCUUAUUCUGCCGGCGAUCAAUGGACCUACAGAGGGUCUGAUGCUGAUUUAUUUGAGUCAUUUCUUCACAGCUAUAGUUGGUUCUGAGUGGUGGGCUCAACAUCUUGGAAAAUCUCUGCCAUUUUUGAGUUGGGUUCCAUUGGUAAGCGAACUCCCUACAAACAGAGCUGUGCUGUUUCUAAUGAUAGCUUUUGGUGUUAUACCAACAAUCUCAUUCAAUCUGGUCAAUGUUUAUAAAAUCAUCCAGUUAAGGAAAGGAAGCAUGCUGCUGGCCUUGGCAAUGCUUUACCCCUUUGCUGUGCUCUUGGGUGGUGUACUGGUGUGGGAUUACUUGUCGCCACAUGAUAUAAUAAGGAACUACCCUCAUUUGGUUGUAUUGGGAACUGGACUAGCAUUUGGUUUCCUUGUGGGGAGAAUGAUUCUGGCUCAUUUAUGUGAUGAACCCAAGGGCUUAAAAACUAGCAUGUGCAUGUCUUUGCUAUAUCUCCCUUUGGCCAUUGCAAAUGCUCUUACUGCCAGAUUGAAUGAUGGAAUCCCUUUAGUUGAUGAGAGAUGGGUUCUACUGUUGUAUUGUGCAUACACAGCUGCUCUUUAUCUAUAUUUUGCCAUUUCAGUGAUUCAUGAAAUAACGACAGCCCUCGGAAUAUACUGUUUCAGGAUAACAAGGAAAGAAGCUUGAGAGAGAGAGAGAUGUGCUUCUGUUGCACUUUUGUGUUAUCCUCCUCCUCCUCCUCACUCCAGCUUAAAUACAUUCUUUAAGCUCAGACUCAGUUGCUUUACUUCCCUCGAUCCUCUUAAAUGUAUUUUUGGGCUUCGAAAACAACUUUGCUGCGAUAUUUUUCAGUCUUAAUCUUCGUGCUCCAAUCUGGAUGCAAAGCAGCAGACUGGUGAUGAUCUUCCAGCUGCAAUUUUUGGCUUCUAAGGUUUUAGGGUCUUCAGAAGAUUCAGUUCACUUCACGGGCUGCGGCAUAUUUAGUAGCAGGCGAAAUGGGUGGGCUUUUUGCCUAAGAUUUUAAGAAUGUAAAUUUUAAUUAUAUGGAAGCUAUAUCUAUAUCUAUAUAUCUCGUUGUUGAUAAUUUGCUUCUGAAGUUAGGUUUGAGCAUUUGUGCGUUUGUCUGGAAUGAUAAUGAUUUUAUAUAUAUUGCAACUGAUAUGGAAAAUAUAUAGUCGUUGCAUUGAAUUGAA
This is a messenger RNA of Diospyros lotus (date-plum), 1857 nucleotides long. Its product is annotated as choline/ethanolaminephosphotransferase 1-like. Gene Ontology annotation, molecular function: phosphotransferase activity, for other substituted phosphate groups. The transcript has 19 exons. NCBI's taxonomy places the organism in Eukaryota, Viridiplantae, Streptophyta, Magnoliopsida, Ericales, Ebenaceae. Gene Ontology annotation, cellular component: membrane. Bases 182 to 1351 code for a protein of 389 amino acids. The record is from RefSeq and is a predicted model, not a curated record. Gene Ontology annotation, biological process: phospholipid biosynthetic process.